CCCGGCGCCCGCGGCCCGGCGGAAGGACGCGAGCGGCCCCGAAUCCUGGGAGGUGGAUUUGGCACCCCCGGCCCCGCGGCCCCGGCACCCCGUUCCGCCCCUCCGAGCAUGGAGUCCGCGGCGCGCACGCAGGCGGCGCGGGACCGCGUCCCCAGGAUUGAUCCGUACGGGUUUGAAAGGCCUGAAGACUUUGACUAUGCAGCUUACGAAGAGUUCUUCUCCGCUUACCUGGUGGUGCUCACCAGAAGAGCCAUAAAAUGGUCCAAACUUCUAAAGGGAGGGGGCGGUGUCCAGAAGAGCAUGACAGUGAAGCGUUAUAUCCGGAAGGGCAUCCCGCUGGAGCACCGGGCCCGCGUCUGGAUGGGGGUGAGUGGUGCCCAGGCCCAGAUGGACCAGAACCCCGGCUACUACCAGCGUCUUCUCGAGGGAGAAAGGGACGACCGGCUGGAGGAGGCCAUCAGGACAGACAUGAACAGGACCUUCCCAGACAACGUGAAGUUCCGGAAGGGUGCUGACCCCUGCCUGCAGAGGACCCUGUACAACGUGCUGCUGGCUUACGGGCACCACAACCGCGACGUGGGGUACUGCCAGGGGAUGAAUUUUGUAGCGGGGUACCUGAUCCUGAUGACAGACAGCGAGGAGGAGUCCUUCUGGCUGCUGGACGCUCUUGUCGGAAGCAUUCUGCCAGAACACCAGCCAACAGUGUUCAGAUGCUGUCAUCCGAAAACGGGGUUUGCCUCUUCGGGGGGCUGUCAAGCCAAAAGACACAGCCGAGUCAAAGACGGGGGCAGGGAGGGAAGGAGGUACGAUUUGCAGAGUAAGGAGGGCGUGGGUCUUUCCCAAAGCAGUGUCUCCCCGGCAGCCAGACCGGGGCAGGUCCAGGAAGGGGCCGUGCAGAGAGCGCGGCAGAGCACGGGGCAGAGGUCUGCGGAGUCCAGGCUUCAGCUGAUUGGAGUCAUGAGAGUCAGAAGAGGUCACCAUCCUUGCUAGGGUCCAGUUGAUCUGGUGGUGAGUGCUCUGAGGGUUUGAAGUCCGCAACCGCUCAAGAAAGGGCUUCAGGCUGGUCUUCCCCUUUGACACAGACCUGGGUGUCCUCACAGCCGGUUCAUCAUGUCCGACGUGGUUAAGUCCUUGCCCUGGCCUGGCGAGGGCUGUCUGAUUUUACCUUCUUUUGUCUCCUUAAAAUCGUUAGCUACUGAGCCUGUUCUUCUGCGAGAAGUCAGAUCCCAGAAUGACUGAGGCACAAAGUGGCUUCUCUGACCUCAGAGCCGUGCCUGUUCUCUUCCUCGGGGUCCCCUGCCCAGACUCGCGGAGAAGCCGCUGGGGCCCGGGCCCUGGCUGCCCGUCCGACACCGGGAGUCCAGCGGGUGCGGCAGCGUCGCUGAAUUUUGUGUCAGUAGUAAGUCGGCCCGGGAGCGAGCUGAUACAUUCCCGUCCUAGAGGGCUGGUCUGACCUGCUUUCCCUUGAAACACCGGAAACGGGUCCUUAAUUGCUCCUCACAGAAGUCGCCGGCGCACGUCCGGUGGGCGGAGACUCAGGACGCCAUCUCGAGACCUGGGCUCCCCGUGUCCCCAUGUGCUGACACAGCUGCUGGGCUGUUGUCAGUGGCUGGCGUCCCCAGGAGAGGCCGACCCGGGCCUGGGGAGCCCGGGCCCGGUCGGGCUGCUG
Molecule: messenger RNA, 1669 nt
Organism: Camelus dromedarius (Arabian camel)
Lineage: Eukaryota; Metazoa; Chordata; Mammalia; Artiodactyla; Camelidae
Gene: GRTP1
Product: growth hormone regulated TBC protein 1
Exons: 6
Coding region: 109-990 (293 amino acids)
Source: RefSeq, a predicted model, not a curated record